AUGCACAAAACGCCGUCCGCAUUCAACUCGCAAACCACGCGCACCAUCCUCCUCCUCAACCAAGAGCACGAGAAACUCUGGAACAUCACCAAGGACGUGUUGUUGGGGCUCAUCGGGCCCGAGGCAUUCAAGAAAACCGGGCCGAAGCUGGACGGCUUCAAGGCCGCGUACGGCACCGUCCUGUUCUAUGAAGAUCAGCCUGUGGUGGAGGACCUGAAGGCGAAGUUCCCCCUCUAUGCGGACAACUUUGAGCCCUGGUCCGAGCAUACUAGUGGGAUGCAUCAGUUGAUGGCGUGGGUUGCGUUGGAGGAGGAGGGGUUCGGUGCCAACCUGCAGCAUUAUAAUCCUAUCAUCGAUGAGAAGGUCGCGGCCAACUGGAAUGUGCCGGCGAGUUGGAAGAUGAGGGCCCAGCUUGUGUUUGGUGUUCCGGAUGAAGGCAGGCCGGCGGAGAAAGAGAAGAUGCCGCUGGGCGAGUUGAUGAAGGUUUAUGGGGCUAAGAUUUGA
Molecule: messenger RNA, 504 nt
Organism: Aspergillus nomiae NRRL 13137
Lineage: Eukaryota; Fungi; Ascomycota; Eurotiomycetes; Eurotiales; Aspergillaceae
Exons: 1
Coding region: 1-504 (167 amino acids)
Biological process (GO): cellular response to oxidative stress
Source: RefSeq, a predicted model, not a curated record